CAAUGGCACUAUAAAAGGCAACCUCUGUCUGAGUUUUGCUUCGUUCUUUCUGAGGGAAAGUGAAAGAGAAAAUCUAUUCUUUCGAAGAAUAUGUCGCUUCUUUCAGCUAUAGUUAACCUUGAUCUCUCAGACUGCACUGGCAAAAUCAUUGCUGAAUACAUAUGGAUUGGUGGAUCUGGCAUGGACCUCAGAAGCAAAGCAAGGACUCUUUCUGGACCUGUUAGCGAUCCUUCAAAGCUUCCCAAGUGGAAUUAUGACGGUUCCAGCACUGGUCAAGCCCCUGGAGAAGAUAGUGAAGUAAUCUUAUAUCCUCAAGCUAUCUUCAAAGAUCCAUUUAGAAGGGGUAACAAUAUUCUUGUCAUGUGUGAUGCUUACACUCCAGCUGGUGAGCCAAUUCCUACAAACAAAAGAUACAACGCUGCAAAGAUAUUUAGCCAUCCUGAUGUCGUCGCAGAAGAACCCUGGUGUGCAAUUGAGCAGGAGUACACCUUGUUGCAGAAAGAUGUUAAAUGGCCAAUUGGAUGGCCACUCGGUGGCUACCCAGGACCUCAAGGACCUUAUUAUUGUGGUGUUGGUGUCGACAAAGCCUUCGGCCGUGACAUUGUGGAUUCUCAUUACAAAGCUUGUUUAUAUGCUGGAAUCAAUAUCAGUGGCAUCAAUGGAGAGGUGAUGCCAGGACAGUGGGAAUUUCAAGUUGGUCCAGCAGUUGGCAUCUCUGCUGGAGAUGAGUUGUGGGUUGCACGUUACAUUUUGGAGAGAAUUACCGAGAUUGCUGGAGUGGUGCUCUCCCUUGAUCCUAAGCCAAUUCAGGGUGACUGGAAUGGUGCCGGAGCUCACACAAAUUACAGUACAAAGUCCAUGAGAUGUGAUGGAGGCUAUGGGGUUAUCAAGAAAGCAAUUGCAAAGCUUGGCCUAAGGCACAAAGAACACAUUUCAGCAUAUGGUGAAGGCAAUGAGCGCCGUCUCACCGGGCGACAUGAGACUGCUGAUAUCAACACUUUCUCAUGGGGUGUUGCAAACCGCGGAGCAUCCAUUCGUGUUGGCCGGGACACUGAGAAAGCCGGAAAAGGGUAUUUUGAAGACAGGAGGCCAGCUUCAAACAUGGAUCCAUACGUUGUCACUUCCAUGAUUGCAGAAACCACCAUACUGUCGAAACCAUGAGGGCAUACCUGGCCCAUCUUCGCAAUGUUGUUGUUCUCUUUCCAUGGUAUAAAGGAAAAGAGCUACGUUUUUCAGUGGGACUUAGUAUAACUUUCUUGGCAUUUUCAUGUUGUACCAUUGAUGGUUUGGUUGCCCUUGUAUUUGAGGUAGCAAUGUGGUUUCUGCUGCUUCUUUGCAUUUACUAAAUAAAUACGAAUGCUUAUGUUAAUAAUGAAUUAUGAAUUUCAAUGUCAAUUAAAUAUGCUAUCUUUGCCUCUGCCGUUGAAAUGUUGGUCAUUCAUGCUCCUUCACAUCUGUGCUCAAGCAUAACAUCAUUGCAGUUUGUCA
Molecule: messenger RNA, 1488 nt
Organism: Durio zibethinus
Lineage: Eukaryota; Viridiplantae; Streptophyta; Magnoliopsida; Malvales; Malvaceae
Product: glutamine synthetase nodule isozyme-like
Cellular component (GO): cytoplasm
Molecular function (GO): glutamine synthetase activity
Source: RefSeq, a predicted model, not a curated record